AGUAAGUAGAAGCGAAACGAAACACGAGUGGUCUUUUGCCUUAUCAUUUUGUGUUCUUCUUUUCUUCUUCUUCUUAGCUUUUGCGUGUCGUGACUCUUGAAUCGUGAUCAUGGACUCUCCGUUCAAGCCCGAUGUACUCAAAGGCAAGGUUGCUCUCAUCACCGGCGGCGGAUCCGGCAUCGGGUUCGAGAUCUCCUCUCAGUUCGGCAAACAUGGAGCUUCCAUCGCCAUCAUGGGUCGCCGCAAACAAGUCCUCGACGCCGCCGUCUCUGAUCUCCGAUCUCUCGGGAUUCCGGCUGUUGGGUUUGAAGGUGAUGUUCGUAAGCCAGAGGAUGCGAGAAGAGUCGUUGAAUCAACUUUUAACCAUUUCGGUAAGGUUGAUAUCCUCGUCAACGCCGCCGCUGGAAACUUCCUUGCUGCGGCUGAGGAUCUGUCCACCAAUGGGUUCCGAACAGUUUUGGACAUUGAUGCUGUAGGAACAUUCAACAUGUGCCGUGAAGCACUCAAGUAUCUUAAGAAAGGAGGGCCUGGUAGAGACUCAUCAAGCGGCGGAGGUUCGAUUCUCAACAUUAGCGCUACUCUGCACUACACUGCUUCUUGGUACCAAAUCCAUGUCUCUGCAGCCAAGGCUGCAGUUGAUGCUGCGACAAGGAACUUGGCAUUGGAGUGGGGAACCGACUACGAGAUCAGAGUGAACGGGAUCGCACCAGGCCCCAUCGGAGGUACACCUGGAAUGAGUAAACUUGGACCAGACGAGAUUGAGAACAAAGCCGGAGAUUAUAUACCUCUCUACAAACUUGGGGAGAAGUGGGAUAUCGCCAUGGCUGCCCUUUACCUCAGCUGUGAUUCUGGGAAGUAUGUGAAUGGACUGACAAUGGUGGUAGAUAAUGGACAGUGGCUUAGCAGACCUCGAAAUCUGCCCAAAGAAGCUGUCAAGGAACUCUCUCGUGUUGUGGAGAAGAGGUCCAGGGCCAAGCCGACCAGUAAACUCUAAAGUUCCAGCUGUGUUGUUGUGUUAAUGUAUUAUGUUGGGGACAGGCGAGAAAUGGUAUUAAGAUUCUGUUGGUUGAAGACACAGUACUGUAAUGAUAUGAGACCAGUAAACUUGAAAAGCAUUUGUGUUUCCCAUCUCAAAUAAAAGCACAUUUUUAUCACUCC
This is a messenger RNA of Brassica oleracea var. oleracea, 1158 nucleotides long. RefSeq names its product peroxisomal 2,4-dienoyl-CoA reductase. Gene Ontology annotation, biological process: fatty acid catabolic process. Gene Ontology annotation, molecular function: 2,4-dienoyl-CoA reductase (NADPH) activity. Bases 110 to 994 code for a protein of 294 amino acids. The transcript has 5 exons. The record is from RefSeq and is a predicted model, not a curated record. NCBI's taxonomy places the organism in Eukaryota, Viridiplantae, Streptophyta, Magnoliopsida, Brassicales, Brassicaceae.